Messenger RNA from Heterotrigona itama, 1263 nucleotides. The record is from the annotation of a GenBank genome assembly. Lineage: Eukaryota; Metazoa; Arthropoda; Insecta; Hymenoptera; Apidae.
UUUUAAAUAUACUCCUCGUUCUGCUAUGCUCUAUGUAAAUUAGUACAUUGAAUUUCAUACGUUAUUCAUAUUUUGUUCAUUUUAGGAUGCCAGAAAAGCAGCAUGCGAUACGACGUUGGUUCAGGCCACGUCGGGCAUGGAGCCUAUUGGCCGGAUACAGAUGCGCACAAGACGCACACUUCGUGGUCACUUAGCCAAGAUUUAUGCGAUGCAUUGGGGCAGUGACUCAAGAAACUUAGUGUCAGCGUCGCAGGAUGGGAAACUAAUCGUCUGGGACAGUUAUACCACCAACAAAGUUCACGCGAUCCCUUUACGCUCUUCAUGGGUAAUGACCUGUGCAUACGCGCCAUCAGGUAGUUUCGUGGCCUGCGGUGGGCUAGAUAAUAUUUGUUCCAUCUAUAGUCUUAAAACUAGGGAAGGAAAUGUAAGAGUUAGCAGAGAACUCCCAGGUCAUACUGGGUACUUGUCCUGCUGUCGAUUCUAUGACGACAACCAAAUUGUCACUAGUUCUGGCGAUAUGACUUGUGCCCUGUGGGACAUAGAAACUGGUCAACAGUGUACCUCCUUCAUUGGUCAUACGGGCGAUGUAAUGUCCCUGUCCUUGGCUCCAGACACGCGUACAUUCGUAUCCGGUGCAUGUGAUGCCAGUGCAAAAUUGUGGGACAUUCGUGAAGGAUCUUGUAAGCAAACUUUCCCGGGUCAUGAGAGCGACAUAAACGCUGUUACGUUCUUCCCGAAUGGAUACGCUUUCGCGACGGGAUCAGAUGAUGCAACGUGCAGACUUUUCGAUAUUAGAGCAGAUCAAGAACUGACGAUGUAUAGUCACGACAAUAUUAUUUGCGGUAUUACCAGCGUAGCAUUCAGCAAGAGCGGUAGAUUAUUACUGGCCGGCUACGACGAUUUCAACUGCAAUGUUUGGGAUUCCAUGAAAGCUGAACGAGCUGAACAAACUGCAGCAAAUCAGCAUACAGCAUAAGCAUUAAAUACCACCACUUGGCCACCGAAGUCGGCGUGUCCAUGUCCUCGAUGGAGGCGAAUUACUCCCCAAGUUCACCGGAGUUGACGUUUAAAAAGUUUGGACAUCCGCUAGACAACAGCAGUAGAAAGACCCAUGGCAGCAGCGGCAGCAGCGGCAGUAGCAGCAAUGAAUUUAAGAACGUUUUGGGUUGUGGUGGUAAAAAUGACUACCGGAGACGCGUCGUUGAUUUAACUUGGCGACGUGGGAAGGUCGGCGAUAAAAUCACUCGUGAAUAUCAGCGCUUC